AGAAAAUCAAAUGAAUUAAUUUAAUGGGUAUGGAGGAAGAGGAUGUGUUGCAGCAAAGAACCAGAGACCUUCCAUGCUCGUGGGAUGAGAGAGAAAUAUAGGGUUUAGAGAGAGAAAAAAGGGGUUUUUUAGGGUUUAAGAACAAGAACAAGAACAAUAAGAAGAAGAAGGUUCACCAACUGGUUGUUAGGGAUUAAGCUUCUUAACCAAACACACCAAGAACAAGAAGCAGAAGAAGAAGAAGAAGAAGAACAAGGAACAGUGAGGGAUUAUUUGAUUUUCUUUGAACUGGGUUUCUUCUAAAUGAGCAAAGAAAAGCAGCCAUAGCCACAAAAAGAGAGCUUUCUUUUCUUUUUGGGGGUGGAAGAAAAAGAAGAGAAGGAGAAAUAAAGAGGAAUUAAAGUCAUCAUUUAGAGAGAGAGAAAAGAAAAACCAAAGAAGAAAAAAAAAGAAAUGGGUGUUACUCUCACGUGGGAAUUGAUGCAAAUUAUAGAUAAGAAUUGUAUGGUUUUAAAUUUUUAGAUUGUCUUCAAAAUCCCAAACUCCAUACAACUUUCUCUCGUUCUUUCUCUGUAUUCUGUUUUUGAUUCUUCUGGGUUUUCGCUUACUCCCCGGUUUUUUUUUUUUUUUUUUUUUUGUUUCUUUGAGAUCCAUUGGUUUGUUUUGUGUUUUUAUUAUGUAUAGUUCUUUGUUGUUCUUUUGUUUUAUCUUUCUGGGGUUUGGAGAAAUUUCCAUGAAAAGUUAGAUUUGAUGUUGUGUUGGUAUUUGGGAUUUGGGAUUUUUCAUUUUGGAAUUUUUGGGCUCCGCCGAUCGGGUGCUGUUUUCGAGCUUUUUUGUUCCCUCCGACAACCACAACCGUCGCGGAUUUCAGGGUGACAACAGUACUUGAGUUCGUCACGGUGGAAUCCGAAAAAGCUCUGAAUUGAGAGGAUAAAUCUAUGGCAACUUACUUCUCUAGUUCGAAUAACGAAAGGGACACUACUCCCAUCCUCUAUUCAAGGGGAUCUUUGCUCGGUUCGUAUGAAGAAACAACAAUUCUUCCACGAAAUAUGAUGAUGCAUGUAAAUUCUGGGACAUACAUGGAUUCGUUGCCAUCGCAGGCACAAAAUGGUUGUGGUCAGAUCACGUCGGUUGGAGCAGCAGGAACUACCCAACAGCAGCAAGAGUUUUUAUCAAAUCUUGGUGGCUCACAGAUUGCUGAGCAUGAUUUCAAUACAUGGAGAGAGGACCGGAGUGAAAUGCUUGGCGCAAACUCGAUGCGUGGCCCUACCAAUGUUCUUCAUGGUGGGCAGAAUUUGCAGGGCCAGGGGUUAUCCCUUACGCUCAGUACACAAAUCCCAUCUGCAAUCCAAAUCCCUUCAAUCCCCUAUAGAAAUUCAGAUAUGGGUUUAACUUCAUUCCUGAGUCCUAAUCCGACUAAUUCAGGUGAGGAUGGCUGCAGAAAUGGUGCUUCUAGAGACGAACAGUUGAGAAAUGGAGAAAACUUGCCACCUAAUUUUCAAGAAUUGGCUAAGGGUGAAAUAUCUCAAUACAGCAUGUCUACUAUUGCAAGAACUAUGCCCAAUUCAAAGUACCUCAAGGCAGCUCAACAACUGCUUGAUGAAGUUGUUAAUGUCAGGAAAGCUUUGAAGCGGCCUAAUAAUGAUAGAAACCAGAGUUCACAUGAGCAUGAAACUAGAAGUGCAAAGAACGGUGACACAGGAACCAAAAAUGACAGUUCGAUGCUCACUGCAAGUGGAACAUCUUCAAACCCUCAAGAAACUGGGAGCAAUUCAACGUGUGAGCUCUCUCAUGCCGAAAAGCAAGAUUUGCAGAACAAGUUGACUAAGCUCUUAUACAUGCUGGAUGAGGUUGAUAGAAGGUACAAUCAGUACUAUCAUCAGAUGCAGAUUGUGGUGUCAUCCUUCGAUGUGAUAGCUGGAUGUGGGGCAUCUAAGCCAUAUACUGCACUUGCACUCCAGACCAUAUCCCGACAUUUUCGAUGCUUGCGGGAUGCAAUAGCUGGUCAAGUCAGAGCUACCCGUAAAAGUCUGGGAGAGCAUGAGAAUUCUGGAAGUGACAAGGGAGUUGGAAUCACUCGUCUCCGAUAUGUGGACCAACAGUUAAGGCAACAGAGGGCACUUCAGCAGCUUGGUAUGAUACAGCAGCAUGCAUGGAGGCCUCAAAGAGGGUUGCCUGAGAACUCUGUUUCAAUUCUCCGUGCUUGGCUGUUCGAGCAUUUCCUUCAUCCGUAUCCGAAGGAUUCUGAUAAGAUCAUGCUGGCAAGGCAGACAGGCUUGACUAGAAGUCAGGUUUCUAAUUGGUUUAUCAAUGCACGCGUACGUCUUUGGAAACCUAUGGUAGAGGAGAUGUACAAGGAAGAAAUAGGCAGUGUAGACAUGGACUCUAUAUCAUCAUCUGAAAAUGCUGGGAAGGCAACAAAAGGAGAUAACAAGACCUUUGACGAUGAUAAAGAGGAGGAUCUACAACAAAGUGCAAGUUCAACAGCCACCGAAAGAUGUAGCGCUGGAGAUAUUAUCGACUUAAAAUCUGAUCAAGUCUCUAAUCUCGGAAAUUCAUGUUCCAACAGAGUAGCCAGUUUCCAAAAUGGAGCUCACAUUGAAGCUCGAAACGAGCUGGCAAAGCCAAACGAUGAGUUAAGGCCUAAUGUAAAUAACUCUAGUUUCUUUCCUGAUGCAAUUGUCCACUCUCAGGGUGAGAGUGACAGAUUUAUGGCUGCUGCCGCUGCCUAUCACAUGUCUGAAUUGGGAAGAUUCGGGACGGUUGGCGGGGUGUCGCUUACGCUGGGUUUGCAGCAUUGUGAGGGUGGUGGCCUACCAUUGCCUGCUGGGACACAUCAUGGUUUUGCAGCCAUGAGAGGAGACGAUAUGUACAAUGCCGCAGCGUCUUCCCUCGGGGAAACGGUGCAUUUUGAAUGCGUAAAUAGUGGGAAUCCACAACCAAGGUUUGGCCCUUCCCAUCUUUAUCAUGAUUUUGUUGUGUAAAACUACCACUGUACAAGAUUGCUGAUCUGCAUCAUAUACUAGAUGAUAUAUGUACACCAUUGGGAGGAGCAAAGGAACAUGUGGGGGGUUUUCUGCAUUAGAACAUAGGUUGUUCCUUAUAGCAUUUCCAUGCUUGCAGAUGAUAUAAGAAUGAUUUUUUGUCCUCCAUAUGUGAUAUAUAUAUGGAAACAGCAAGAAAACAUAUUUGUAAUAUAUCAUGUAGUUGAUUGGAAGGUUAGUUAUAAUUUUCUUGUCUGGGGUGGUUGUCUUCAUAUGAUUCAAUUAGUAUGAAAACAUCGGUUUCCACAGGAAAUAUUAGGUCUUUGAAUACAUGUGAAGCUUUUUCAGAUGAAUAAACAUACUCCAAGGAGGGGAUUUGAUUGCAUCAAAGUUUAA
This is a messenger RNA of Cucumis sativus (cucumber), 3380 nucleotides long. RefSeq names its product BEL1-like homeodomain protein 7. Gene Ontology annotation, biological process: regulation of transcription by RNA polymerase II. Gene Ontology annotation, molecular function: DNA-binding transcription factor activity, RNA polymerase II-specific; RNA polymerase II cis-regulatory region sequence-specific DNA binding. The record is from RefSeq and is a predicted model, not a curated record. NCBI's taxonomy places the organism in Eukaryota, Viridiplantae, Streptophyta, Magnoliopsida, Cucurbitales, Cucurbitaceae. The coding region runs from base 939 to 2984 and encodes 681 amino acids. The transcript is spliced from 5 exons.